Messenger RNA from Rangifer tarandus platyrhynchus (Svalbard reindeer), 3333 nucleotides. Lineage: Eukaryota; Metazoa; Chordata; Mammalia; Artiodactyla; Cervidae. The record is from the annotation of a GenBank genome assembly.
AUGCAGUGGGUGUUUAAAGAGCUAAGCACUGAAGCUGGAUUUCCACAAACGACCAUCACGAGCACUCCAGGCACACCACACUUCCUCUCUUGGAUGGAGGAUGAAGCUGUCCUGGACAGAGGGGCUUCCUUCCUUAAGCACGUGUGUGAUGAAGAAGAAGUAGAAGGCCACCACACCAUCUACAUUGGGGUCCAUGUGCCAAAGAGCUACCGGAGAAGGAGACGUCACAAGAGAAAGACAGGCCACCGAGAAAAGAAGGAAAAGGAGAGAGUCUCUGAGAACUAUUCUGACAAGUCAGAUGUGGAGAAUGCGGAUGAACCCGGCAGCAGCAUCCUGAAACCUCUCAUCUCUCCUGCCGCAGAACGCAUCCGAUUCAUCUUGGGCGAGGAGGAUGACAGCCCAGCACCCCCUCAGCUCUUCACGGAACUGGAUGAGCUGCUGGCCGUGGAUGGGCAAGAGAUGGAGUGGAAGGAGACGGCGAGGUGGAUUAAGUUUGAAGAAAAAGUGGAACAGGGUGGAGAGAGAUGGAGCAAGCCCCACGUGGCCACCUUGUCCCUUCACAGCUUAUUUGAGCUGAGGACCUGUAUGGAGAAAGGAUCCAUCAUGCUGGACAGGGAAGCUUCGUCUCUCCCACAGUUGGUGGAGAUGAUUGUUGACCAUCAGAUUGAGACAGGCCUAUUGAAACCUGACCUUAAGGAUAAGGUGACUUAUACUUUGCUCCGGAAGCACCGGCAUCAAACCAAGAAGUCCAACCUUCGAUCCCUGGCUGACAUUGGGAAGACCGUCUCCAGUGCAAGUAGGAUGUUUACCAACCCUGAUAAUGGUAGCCCAGCCAUGACCCACAGGAAUCUGACUUCUUCCAGCCUGAAUGACAUCUCCGAUAAACCAGAGAAGGACCAGCUGAAGAAUAAGUUCAUGAAAAAACUGCCACGUGAUGCAGAAGCUUCCAACGUGCUUGUUGGCGAGGUAGACUUCUUGGAUUCUCCUUUCAUUGCUUUUGUUCGGCUGCAGCAGGCAGUCAUGCUGGGUGCCCUGACUGAGGUCCCUGUGCCCACAAGGUUCUUAUUCAUUCUCUUAGGUCCUAAGGGGAAAGCCAAGUCUUACCAUGAGAUUGGCAGAGCCAUUGCCACGUUGAUGUCUGAUGAGGUGUUCCAUGACAUUGCUUAUAAAGCAAAAGAUAGGCAGGACCUGAUUGCUGGCAUAGAUGAGUUCCUAGACGAAGUCAUUGUCCUCCCACCUGGGGAGUGGGACCCAGCGAUCAGGAUAGAGCCUCCUAAGAGUCUUCCAUCAUCUGACAAAAGAAAGAAUAUGUACUCAGGUGGAGAGAAUGUUCAGAUGAAUGGGGACACGCCCCACGAUGGAGGCCAUGGAGGAGGAGGACAUGCAGAUUGUGAGGAAUUGCAGCGCACUGGAAGGUUCUGUGGUGGAUUAAUUAAGGACAUAAAGAGGAAAGCACCAUUUUUUGCCAGUGAUUUUUAUGAUGCUUUAAAUAUUCAGGCUCUUUCAGCAAUUCUCUUCAUUUAUCUGGCAACUGUAACUAAUGCUAUCACUUUUGGAGGACUGCUUGGGGAUGCCACUGACAACAUGCAGGGCGUGUUGGAGAGCUUCCUGGGCACCGCUGUCUCCGGAGCCAUCUUUUGCCUCUUUGCUGGUCAACCACUCACUAUUUUGAGCAGCACGGGACCUGUUCUCGUUUUUGAGAGGCUUCUAUUUAAUUUCAGCAAGGACCAUAAUUUUGACUAUUUGGAGUUUCGCCUUUGGAUUGGCCUCUGGUCGGCCUUUCUGUGUCUCAUUUUAGUAGCUACUGAUGCCAGCUUCCUGGUUCAGUACUUCACUCGCUUCACUGAAGAGGGCUUUUCUUCUCUGAUUAGCUUCAUUUUUAUCUACGAUGCUUUCAAGAAGAUGAUCAAGCUAGCUGAUUACUACCCCAUCAACUCCAACUUCAAAGUGGGCUACAAUACCCAAUUUUCCUGUGUUUGUAUGCCGCCCGAACCAGUUAAUAUCUCAGUGUCUAAUGAUACCACAUUGGCUCCUGAAGAUUUGCCAACUGUUUCUUCUUCUGAUAUGUCCCAUAAUGCUACCUUUGACUGGGCAUUUCUGACGACAAAGGAGUGUUUGAAAUAUGGAGGAAAGCUUGUGGGCAACAACUGUGGUUUUGUUCCUGAUAUCACACUCAUGUCUUUCAUCCUCUUCUUGGGCACUUACACUUCUUCUAUGGCUUUGAAAAAAUUCAAAACCAGUCCUUACUUUCCAACCACGGCAAGAAAGCUCAUCAGUGACUUUGCCAUUAUCUUGUCCAUUCUCAUCUUUUGUGUAAUAGAUGCUCUAGUAGGUGUGGACACUCCAAAACUAAUUGUGCCAAGUGAGUUCAAGCCAACAAGUCCAAACCGAGGGUGGUUUGUUGCCCCCUUCGGCGGGAACCCCUGGUGGGUGUAUCUUGCAGCUGCCAUACCUGCUUUAUUGGUCACCAUCCUGAUUUUCAUGGACCAGCAAAUCACAGCUGUAAUUGUGAACAGGAAAGAACACAAACUCAAGAAAGGAGCUGGCUAUCACCUGGAUCUCUUUUGGGUGGCUAUCCUCAUGGUGGUGUGUUCUUUCAUGGCCCUUCCAUGGUAUGUAGCUGCUACUGUCAUCUCCAUCGCUCACAUUGACAGUUUGAAGAUGGAGACAGAGACUUCUGCACCUGGAGAACAGCCCAAGUUCCUAGGAGUGAGGGAACAAAGAGUCACUGGAACCCUUGUGUUUAUUCUGACUGGUCUGUCAGUCUUUAUGGCUCCCAUCUUGAAGUUUAUUCCCAUGCCUGUACUCUAUGGUGUGUUCCUGUAUAUGGGGGUAGCAUCUCUUAAUGGUGUGCAGUUCAUGGAUCGUCUGAAGCUGCUCCUGAUGCCUCUGAAGCAUCAGCCUGACUUCAUCUACCUGCGCCACGUGCCGCUGCGGCGAGUGCACUUGUUCACUUUCCUGCAGGUGCUCUGUCUAGCCUUGCUCUGGAUCCUCAAGUCCACCGUGGCUGCUAUCAUCUUUCCAGUCAUGAUCUUGGCACUUGUAGCUGUCAGAAAAGGCAUGGACUACCUCUUCUCCCAGCACGACCUCAGCUUCCUUGAUGAUGUCAUUCCAGAAAAGGAUAAGAAAAAGAAGGAGGAUGAGAAGAAAAAGAAAAAGAAGAAAGGCAGUCUGGACAGUGACAAUGAUGAUUCUGACUGCCCAUACUCAGAAAAAGUUCCAAGUAUUAAAAUUCCAAUGGACAUCAUGGAACAGCAACCUUUCCUAAGUGAUAGCAAACCUUCCGACAGAGAAAGAUCACCAACAUUCCUUGAACGCCAUACAUCAUGCUGA